GACAACGGAGUGGAACACUAAUCCAAGCUAAUCCGACAAGGAACUUUACUCAUUCGCUUUUACUCUACACACGAUGAGCCCUCAGACAGAUUUAAAGGAGGUGAUUGACUCUGAAAUCAAAGAGUGGCACUUUCAUAUCUACUUUCACCAAAGAAACGCAGACGAGCACCACGCUGCCCUUGAGCUUCGUGACGCCGUCUUACGUCUUCGCAGGGAUGGUGCCUUCGUCGCAGUACCUCUCUUCAGAGUGAACACAGAUCCGAUAGGCCCUCAUCCAGUCGGAUCGUACGAGAUCUGGUGUCCUUCGGAGUCUUUCGUUUCUGUAUAUUCGUAUCUUUGCAUGAAUAGAGGUAACCUCAGCAUUCUUGUACAUCCAUUGACGAAGGAAGAGAGAAAGGAUCACGAAGUUCGACACACAUGGAUAGGCCCGUCGUUUCCUCUUGAUCUUUCAAUGCUACCAGUCAGGAGCGAAAACAUUCCUCUGCAAUAUGCAAGUCUCAAGCUAGGAUACUCCUCAAAUGCGCCGAAGCUCACGUUGGAAGAACGCAAGCAAAUUGGAGCCAACGUCGAGCGGAUUCUCAAGGACGAGAAAGAGGCUGCGAAGGCUCCUAGUGAUUAACGUUUGUUCUCUUUCACUCCGCUCUGGCAAUGCAAUCAUGUAAUAUAAUACCUCGAGGACCGAAGACAGUGCGACUGAUGAUAAAUGGGUCACUUCUACAU
This is a messenger RNA of Somion occarium, 720 nucleotides long. NCBI's taxonomy places the organism in Eukaryota, Fungi, Basidiomycota, Agaricomycetes, Polyporales, Cerrenaceae. The record is from the annotation of a GenBank genome assembly.